Messenger RNA from Epinephelus moara (kelp grouper), 3483 nucleotides. It is a transcript of the gene usp38, whose product is annotated as ubiquitin specific peptidase 38. NCBI's taxonomy places the organism in Eukaryota, Metazoa, Chordata, Actinopteri, Perciformes, Serranidae. Gene Ontology annotation, cellular component: nucleus; cytosol. The transcript is spliced from 11 exons. Gene Ontology annotation, molecular function: cysteine-type endopeptidase activity; cysteine-type deubiquitinase activity. The record is from RefSeq and is a predicted model, not a curated record. Gene Ontology annotation, biological process: ubiquitin-dependent protein catabolic process; protein deubiquitination. Bases 261 to 3380 code for a protein of 1039 amino acids.
AGAAACAUAGUUUUCGAGAAACACUGAUUUUACCACUCAAAAUUCAACAACUGCGAAACAGGCAAUGAAACUGCUUCACACAGGGGUCCUACCAACUUCACUGUCCAUAGGAAUGACGUCUGUAGGGUUAAUCAGCUGAUUCUGAGCGAUGAAAUGAACCAAAAUAAUACGGUUUAUCUACUAAAAGAGGGUUAACAUCUAUCGAGAGUGGAGCAUAUUCUGGUCGGACAUUGUUGUCAUGCUUUAUUUUGACCGUCAUCAUGGACAAGAUACUGGAGGGCCUUGUGAGCUCCGAUCACUCUGUUCCAGUGAAGAGGGCCAUUGUGAAGAAGGUAGUGGAAGCAGCUGAGAAAGAGGUGACGGAGGAGCAGUGUCAGGCGUUGUUUACUCUCACCACCCGCCUCAUCUUGCUUGGUGAAGAUGCCUUCCAGAAGCAGAUUGGCUUCCAGGUUUUGGAGGCCUACGCGCGUUACCACCGCCCGGAGUUUGAGCUUUUCUUCAGCAAAGACUUUGUCCACACUCUUCUCCUGCAGGGCUACGGCCCGCUGGACCGCAAAGACCCGGUCAUAAUAGACUACGUUCACUGCUGCCUGCGGCUGCUCAUCAGCUGCCCCUCGGUGCUCGAGAUCUUCAGCGUGAUUCAGGUGGAGGUUUUAAGGAUGGUGUGCGAACGUCCUGAGCCUGCUCUUUGUGCCCACCUGAGCACUUUGCUGUCGGACUUUGUGCAGUGCAUCCCGAGGGAGAAGUCGGGCGUUUUGUUCUGCCAGCAGCUGGUGAGGACCAUCAGUUACUUCCACUGCUUUGCCAGCGAAGAACGGGAGCUGCAAGAGUAUGUAGGUCAGGUGACAAAGGUUAGCACACUGCUGCAAAACAUCUGGAAAGCGGAUCCAGCCACGCUGCUUCCCUCGCUGCAGGAAGUGUUUGCCAUUAUCUCUUCCACAGACCCCGCCUUUGACCCAUCCAUCGCUCUGGCCAGCCUGGUGCAGCACAUCCCCGUCCAAAUGAUCACAGUGCUCAUCAAGAGUCUCACCACAGACCAAAAUGUUAAAGACGCAAGCAUGACUAAAGCGCUCUGCAGGAUGAUUGACUGGCUUUCUUGGCCCCUGGCCCACCAUGUUGACACCUGGGUUAUUGCUCUGCUGAAAGGACUGGCUGCCGUUCAGAAGUUCACUAUCCUCAUAGAUGUCACUCUGCUUAAAAUUGAACUGGUAUUCAGUCGUCUGUGGUACCCUAUUGUGCGGCAGGGGGCGCUAGCUGUGCUCUCCCACAUGCUGCUGAGUUUCCAGCACUCUCCUGAGGCCUUCCAUUUGGUUGUUCCACAUGUGGUGCAUCUAGUCCAGUCUUUGAGGACAGAUGGUCUCCCCACCAGCAAAGCUUUCUUACUGCAGUUCACUGAGCUCAUACACUGCAUGAUGUACCAGUACUCCGGCUUCCCUGACCUCUACGACCACAUACUGGACGCCAUCAAGGAUCUCCCAAAACCUGGAGAAGAGAAGAUCAAGCUGGUGUUGAAUCAAAGUGCCUGGACGUCCCAGUCCAACUCAUUUGCCUCAGGUCCUCUGAGGCAAGUUGGGAAGUCUGAGACCGGCAAGACUGGCCUGGUCAACCUGGGGAACACCUGCUUCAUGAACAGCAUCAUCCAGACCCUCUUCAUGGCCACAGAUUUCAGGCGACAUGUUUUAUCAUUACCUCUAAAUGGUUCCAACACACUAAUGAAAAGGCUCCAGCUGCUCUUUGCUUUCCUUGCACACACUCAGAGGGCAGCAUAUGCUCCCAGAAACUUCUUAGAAGCAUCUCGGCCUCCCUGGUUCAAUGUUGGCUCUCAGCAGGACUGUUCUGAGUACCUCAGAUUUCUUCUGGACAGGUUACACGAAGAGGAGAAAACACUUCAGGUCCUGGAAUCGGUAAAGCCAAAGGUUGCCCCCCCUGUUGACACAAGCAGCAAAGACCCAACAGCGCAGACUUCUCCAGAGGACGGUGAAGAGACCUCUUUGACCCCAGCAGAAAUCAAACCUGAGGAUGAUGGGAGGACUUUGACAGAAAGGAUGUUUGGUGGGAAGCUGAUCACAUGUAUUCGCUGUAUGCAGUGUAACUGCAUCUCUGAGAAGGAGGAGCCUUUUACAGACCUCUCUUUGGCCUUCUGUCCUCCUGCCACCUCUCGGGACAGCCCUCAACCUGAGGGGUCCUCAGAGGAAGCCAAGGUUCUCUGUCAGGGAUCUGUCAAUGGCGGCAGUGAAAUUCCUGAGCCGGGCUCGGCCAAAGCCCCAGCUAGCAAUGUCAGUUUGGUGCCAGUGACAAAUGAGCCUCCUCUCUCUGUGCCUGACCUGGUGAACUAUUUUCUGGCUCCAGAGAUCCUGGACGAAGAGAAUGCCUAUUUCUGUGAGAAGUGUAGCUCCCUCCAGCGGGCAGAGAAGAACAUGAAAGUGGUGUCAGCGCCAGAAUACUUGAUCCUCACCCUGCUGCGAUUCUCAUAUGAUGCCAAAUGCCAUGUGCGGAGGAAGAUUCUGGACAAUGUCACCAUCCCGCCACUCAUGAGACUUCCUGUGCAUGCUACUUCAAAGCCUGCACAGUGCUCCUCCUCUACCUCUUCUCCUCUGCAAGUGGACUCUCCUGAGAGCAGCGAGAAUCUGGCCAAGAAACUCAAACCAUCUCAAAAAGAUGAGGAGGAGGAGGAGGAGAAGGAGAGGAUAGAUGGAGCAGAGCAGAUACACAGAGGAGGAGGGAUGUCAGUCCAGUCAGUGCCCUAUGUCCUCAGCUCAGUGGUGAUGCAUUCUGGUGUAUCGUCCGAGAGUGGCCACUAUUACUCUUACGGUCGUAACAUUAACGGAGCAGAUGGAACACAGCAUCCAGCCAACCACUUUGCCCUCAAGGAGGAUUUGGGGAACGGCCAGUCCGAGUGUAGCCUCUCCACUUGCUCAGCUCUCUCAAUUCCACACGAACAAGAGGAAACACUACCUAACAGUGGCCAGGAGGCAAAGGAUUGGCUGCUGUUCAAUGAUAGCAGAGUGACAUUCACAUCCUUCCAAUCAGUGCAAAACAUUACAAAACGCUUCCCCAAGGACACAGCUUAUGUGCUCAUGUACAGGAAACAGGAGCUACCGGGGCAGAACGUAAAUGGGGGAUUGAUGGCAAAUGGAAUGAGAGUGAGUGCUGAGCCUCCCCUGCAGAAAGACCUACUGGAUGCUAUUAUCAAGGACAACAAGCUGUAUUUACAGGAACAGGAGCUCAAUGCUCGGACCCAGGCUCUCCAGGCCCCUUCAUCCUCCUGCUCAUUCAGGCCCAACGGUUCAGAUGACAAUAACCCACCAGGGAGCUGCGGCCCAUCUGGUGGAGGUGGAGGUGGAGGGGGCUUCAAUACCAUUAGCAGACUGGUCUUCUGAAAGAAAAAAAAUGCUGCAGGAAACCUGAUGAACUGGCACCAAGCAAGUCCUGAAGUGAUCAUACAGAAGCCUGAACCGUUAAACCAUAGAUGUGCAUAUAACC